AUCAGCGUAACGAAGACGCGAUUGCGAAACAAGCUGACAGAACGUGAACAAGCCGCUGCCAGGUUAUCUUUGAUGCAGAACACGGCCGUCAAAACUAUCGCAAAUCAAGGACGGAUGACUACGACAGUGAAGCUCCCGAAACUUGAGAUAACGAAAUUCCAAGGGGACAUACGAGCAUGGCAAGGAUUUUGGAGCCAAUUUGACUGCACCAUUCACCAGAACGAAGUUCUCUCGGAAAUCGACAAGUUCAAGUACCUCAAAAGCUACCUGACCGGAAAAGCUGCUGCGGCAAUUGAGGGACUCGCCGUUACUGCCGAGAACUAUAAAGUUGCAAUCAUCCUCCUGAAGGAAAGAUUUGGUCAACAGGAGCUGAUCAUCGAAAGUUAUCUGUCACGGCUUCUAGAGAUCAAACCAGUCCAUGACUCCAGGAACGUCAAUGCGCUCAGAGCGUUAUACGAUGAAGUGGAGACGGGAGUUCGAAGUCUUGACGCCCUGGGGGUUCAAUCGGAUACCUAUGGAACGAUGCUCCUUACCGUUCUUCGAAAGGUCGUGCCGGCCGAUCUGAGCUUGGAGUACAACCGGAGGUCCGCCUCACGAACAGCGACAGAACACAACGAGCUGAGAGACUUUCUGGACUUCCUGAAAAUCGAGAUAGAAAGCCGAGAAAGAAGCUUAUAUGGGUCAGGACAUUCCGUGCCACGAACCGAGGAUCAAAGAACCUUUCGUGCAAGGAGAGAUCAGCAGAGUCGUUAUCCUCCUUCUGCGUCUGUACUAACAACAGCAGCAGGCCUGGAUGAAAAGAACUGUGUGUUCUGCAAAUCAGGUGCUCAUCUGACUGCGGACUGCACAUCCUCAAUGACCAACGACGAACGCAAGCGUGUUCUGAAGGCUGAAAACCGAUGUUAUCGUUGCACCAAGAAAAACCAUCGAGCAAAGGAUUGCAGAAGUGCAAAGUGGCUGAAGUGUGCGCAGUGUGCAGGGAGACACGCAAGUGCCAUGUGCGACCCGAACUUCAAGCCUCAGCAUAAGACUACGGUAAAAGAAAUGGCGAACACCGGUGAAACAUCAACUUCGGAGGGAACGACACUCCAGUCAACGCUCAAGAUAACAAACGGAGAAAGGAACAGUGGAGCGCGAGUACUUCUGCAGACAGCUCAAGCCUGGGCAGAAGGUGAAAGAGAGCGUUGCCGGAUUAGACUUCUCAUCGACGGAGGAAGUCAGCGGACUUUUAUUCGCCAAACCGUUUCCAAGAGGCUUCACCUGAAGGAACUGGGUGAGGAGGACUUGACGAUUUUCACGUUUGGAGACGCAGCAACGAAAACGAAAUGCAAGCGAGUGGAACUGUGGCUCCGCAGCCAAUACGACAGAAGAUGCGUAAAAAUAGAAGCCCUCGAGGUUCCUCACAUCUGCUCAGAUGUCAUGAACAACCCCUCCGAGGAACUGCGGGGGCUGCCUGACGAUAUGAACCUCGCGGACGUGGAGCUCUGGGGCAAUCCAUGCGAGGAGGGAAUCAGCCUUCUCAUCGGAGCCGAUCACUUCUGGGACAUUGUGAACGGCGGAGUCAAGCGCUUGGAUGGGAAGCUGAUGGCAGUCGACACCAUCCUCGGGUGGACACUUCAGGGUCCCCUUACCUCUACUUCUGCGACAAUCUACUCGUCAACAACUGGAGUGAUGAGGGUGACUGUGUCCGAUACAAACGACGCGGAAAGUUCGGCUCAGCUCAGAUCAUUCUGGGAACCUGAGCACAUAGGAAUAGCUGACAACGUGACGAAGAUUUCAGAGACGGAGUUGCUCAGCGAAUUCAAGAAAUCCGUAAAGUUUGAGAACGAACGGUACCAAGUUUUACUGCCAUGCAAUGAAGAAGGCUGGCCAAGUCAAGUGGAAAAUGCUUGCCAGGUUGCGGACAACAAAGCAGAAGAAAGGAAGGCAAUGGUGUUACAAGUAACAGCACCAGCUCUGUUUCCAGUUUUCGACUUCGAAAGGUACAACUCGGCAACCAAGGUGAUCCGCGUAACUGCCUGGAUCAAACGUUUCGUGAAGAAUUGUGCCAAGGCAGCAGACAAACAAAGCGGACCUCUCUCAAGCGAAGAACUGAUAGAAGCCGAAACGUAUUGGCUUACCAUUGCACAAAACGAGACUUUUGUGCCAGAAAUCACGAGCUUGCGUGAAGACAAACAAGUUGACAGGAAAUCGACUCUCAGGAAUUUGAACCCUUUCUUGGACAGCGACGGAUUGGUUCGA
Messenger RNA from Ixodes scapularis (black-legged tick), 2241 nucleotides. RefSeq lists its product as uncharacterized. The annotation marks the transcript as partial. NCBI's taxonomy places the organism in Eukaryota, Metazoa, Arthropoda, Arachnida, Ixodida, Ixodidae. The record is from RefSeq and is a predicted model, not a curated record. Gene Ontology annotation, molecular function: zinc ion binding; nucleic acid binding. The transcript has a single exon.